Messenger RNA from Cottoperca gobio, 2969 nucleotides. It is a transcript of the gene p3h1, whose product is annotated as prolyl 3-hydroxylase 1. The record is from RefSeq and is a predicted model, not a curated record. Bases 197 to 2746 code for a protein of 849 amino acids. The transcript has 15 exons. Gene Ontology annotation, molecular function: protein binding; iron ion binding; procollagen-proline 3-dioxygenase activity. Gene Ontology annotation, biological process: collagen metabolic process. Gene Ontology annotation, cellular component: endoplasmic reticulum. NCBI's taxonomy places the organism in Eukaryota, Metazoa, Chordata, Actinopteri, Perciformes, Bovichtidae.
CCUACACUAUUGUAUACAGUCUAUGGUCCUACAUGGCACUAUUAUAAUGUUAAAGGGGAGGGGGGGUCAACUUUGCAGACCCCGCCUCCAGACAAGUUACUGUCGGAGAAACAAAGUCAAACCUCCUCUCUCUGCCGGCUGUCUUCUCUCUGGUCCAGGCUCCUGCCCCUUUGCAGAGCCCUGACAUUUUAGCACCAUGGAGCUCCGUUAUGCGCUAAUAUUUUUCUGCCUUAUUAUUCCACUGUGCACUUCGAACACUGAUCUGAGCAGUCAUUUCGUUUUGGAGCCCUAUGACUUGCUCUUCGACACGGCGGUGGAAGCCUACAAUAAGGGGGACUGGUUGACUGUCAUCCUGAACAUGGAGAAGGCGCUCAGGAACAAAGCUACGGUCCGCAGUGUGAAGGCUCAGUGCCGGCUGAGCUGCGCCAACCAGACCGCUUUCGGUGAUAGUCAGUCUGGCUUGGAAAUUCCCAUACCGGGGGCCGGGUCUUUGGAGGACCUGGGCUUCUUCCAGAAAAUCCUGAAACGGGUCGACUGUGUGAACUCCUGCGAGAUGGACAAACUGGGUUCACCCACUCUGCACCAAGUCACCGAAGAAGUGACGCUGGAGUUCAACAAGAGGACCCCGUAUAAUUACCUGCAAGUCGCAUAUUUUAAGAUCAAUAAGCUGGACAAGGCGGUGGCAGCGGCCAACACAUUCUUCCUGGCCAACCCAGAUCACAUGGAGAUGAAACAGAACCUGGAUUACUACAAGAUGAUGGCCGGAGUGCAGCCAGAGGAUUUUAAAGAUUUGGAGGCUAGGCCACAUAUGGCCGACUUCCUGCUGGGGAAGAGUUACUACAGCGAUGACUCAUUCGGCCUGGCGGCUGAUCACUUCGAGGUGGCAGUAGAUGAGUACUUCACUGCCGAUAAGGAGUGCAGAGUGCUGUGCGAGGGAGCGUACAACUACGACGGCUACAACUACAUGGAGUACAGUGCUGACCUGUUCCAGACCAUGACAGACCACUACAUGCAGGUACUGAACUGUAAGCAGAACUGCGCAGUAGAGAUGGCCUCAAGUGCUGGCAAAGCCAAGCCUUUUGAGGACUUCCUCCCCGCGCAUUUCAACUACCUGCAGUUCUCCUACUACAACAGUGAGAAGUACGAGCAGGCCAUAGAGUGUGCCAAGACCUUCCUCCUGUUCCACCCUGACGAUGAGGUGAUGAAGCAGAACCUGGCUUAUUAUUCUGCCGUGCUGGGUGAAGUCAAAGCAGGAACUAUAUCAGCCAAACAGGUGGUGAAACUGUACAUCCAGCAGUCCAUACUGGAAAAAGAGCUGCUCUACUUUGGAUAUGAAGCCUUUGGAAUCACAUUCGUAGAUCCAGACACAUGGACUCCUGAAGAUGUCAUGCCUAAGAAACUGAGAGACAAGCAGAAAGCCGAAAAAGAGACUGCAGCGAGGAUCACAGAGGAAAUAGGAAACCUCAUGAAGGAGAUUGAGACUAUGGUUGAGGAGAAGAAGAAGGAUUCUUCAGAUAUGACCGUCAUAAUAACACCGCAGGAAGGUGGCGCUCUGUUGUAUGAUGACAUCAAGGUGACCAUGACGUCCAUGCAGCUGAACGGCUCUCAGCGGGUGGUGCUGGACGGCGUGAUCAGUGAUGACGAGUGCAGGGAGCUGCACCACCUCUCCAAUGCUGCUGCUCUGAAAGGGGAUGGCUACAGGGGGAGCCCUUCCCCCCACUCCCCCGGUGAGAUGUUCCAGGGAGUCACUGUCCUGAAGGCUGUGAAGCUCGGACAGGAGGGGACGGUUCCUCUGAAGAGCGCUCGUCUGUUCUUCGACCUCAGCGAGAGGGUGAAGAAGGUGUUGGAGUCGUACUUCCAUCUGGACGCUCCGCUCUACUUCUCCUACUCACACCUGGUCUGUCGCUCCGCCAUCGUUGAGAAGCAGGAGGACCGGGAGGACCUGAGUCACCCUGUUCACGUGGACAACUGUCUGCUGGUCUCUGAGCUCAACGAGUGUAUAAAGGAACCUCCUGCGUACACACACAGAGACUACAGUGCCAUCCUUUAUCUAAACGAUGACUUUGAGGGAGGAGAUUUCAUUUUCACUGAGCUGGAUGCUAAAACAGUCACGGCCGAGGUGCGUCCUCAGUGCGGACGCGUGGUCGGGUUUGGAGCGGGGAAGGAAAACCCCCAUGGUGUCCGAGCCGUCACCAAGGGUCAGAGGUAUGCUGUGGCGCUGUGGUUCACCCUGGAUCCUGCGCACGAAGAAAAGGAGAGAAUCCAAGCUCAGGAUAUGCUGAAGAUGUUUUCUACCCCUGUGAAUGCGGAGUUCAUUAAAAACGAGGUGAGUGACACCUCCGAGUCCUACCUGACGACAUCAGAACUUCCUGCACAGGCUGUCCAGGAACAAGCAGACACUAAGCUAGAAGAUAAACCAGCAGAGCAGAAGCCAGAUGCACCAGCAGACACGCAGGCUGACAAACCAGCCGACUUGCCGAAGGACAAAGUGGAGGAGAAACCAGUCGGCAAAACAAAAACAGGCACGAAAGCCAAAGCAAAGGCCAAGACAGGCGACAAAGUCAAACCUGCUGCUAAGAAAGAUGGAAAACAGUUGGUUAAAACACAAGCCAAGCAGGUAGUCAAAAAGGACGCAAAACCGGCUGCAAAAAAGACAGUAAAAGUUGCCGCCAAGAAGGACUCCAAAAAAGCUGAAGCUGACGACACGUCGACCACAGACUCUCAGAGCGGCAAGCAGGAGCUGUGAUCCUGCAGCACUACAGACUCUAUGUGCUGUUUACUUUUCUACUAUUUUCUACGCGGUCUCUUCUGUGGGUGGGUGAAUGAAAACGGAAAGGUUGAGUUAGUAAAACGCUGUUUCACUGCAGGUGUCACUGAAAUCAUUACUUGACAAUCAAACUGCUAGAUUCCCCAAAUCAACUAAAACAUUCUUUUUUUUUUUUUUUUUUUAAUAAAAGCUUUGCAUUUGA